Messenger RNA from Magallana angulata, 924 nucleotides. RefSeq lists its product as uncharacterized. The transcript has 2 exons. The coding region runs from base 277 to 756 and encodes 159 amino acids. The record is from RefSeq and is a predicted model, not a curated record. Lineage: Eukaryota; Metazoa; Mollusca; Bivalvia; Ostreida; Ostreidae.
UAAAAAUCACGGUGAGCGAUUCGCUCAGUGUGUGAGCAGAAAUACAUAUACUAGUUUAUGUGACGCCCAAACAGGAACCCUUGUGGCAGUUCUCCUUCUGGAAAUUUUGAUUGAAUGAAAUUCCGGUAAAUGAAAUUAAAUAUUUAAAAUUUAAAAGGCCUAUUAUUACCGGAUCAUCUUGAAUCCCGCUUUAUUGGUUCGGUCAGACAGGUUUUCCAAGUAAAUCAAAGUACUGAAGGAUUGAAGAGUGUUCUCGGUAUUCACGCCAUUAUCGCAAUGUGUUCUCCUCCCUUAAAGAGGAAACGAGUGGAAACUCCGGCCAAUGUAACGAACAAGAUACGUCAUUACAAGAUCUUCCAUCCCAGGGCUUCUGUGACAGAGAUCCGGGAUUUUAUCAAUAAAGAAACCUCUCAGGAACUAGCAGGCUUGACAACAAUAAGAGAAACUCUAAAGAACAGAAACAUUACCACUGAUGCACGUGCACUCCGUACAAGACACGCCCUCCACGAGGACUCGAGCGACACAGAGGAAGGCUCGGGAGAGGAGGUACCUGUAGCUAUCUGGGAGGCACUGACCGCUGUCAGAACUCUGAUCCAAUUCUUGAAGUUUCACAAAAGAACGGCGGAAUCAGAGGACAGAAAGUGGAUGUCGGGAGUCCUGGUCAACCUGAGGAGGCUGAGAGGGACUUUCUUGGAGAAGCUGACCCCUGGUCCGGAACAGACCAGAAUAACCGACUUCUUUAUGAAUAAGGUGUGAGCAUGCGCAGUCUUAACGUUUAAUUGUACACGUAGUGCUUGUUUUAAACCAUAGACACUCACAAUUGAAUUUUAUUUUUAUUUAGAGUAACAGCAGAAAUGGUUUGGGUGCUAUGUAGUGUUAAUAUGUAAAUUGUAAUGCUGGUUUCUUGCACAUAAUAAAAUAUUU